This is a messenger RNA of Aethina tumida (small hive beetle), 2673 nucleotides long. It is a transcript of the gene phtf, whose product is annotated as protein phtf. The record is from RefSeq and is a predicted model, not a curated record. The transcript is spliced from 9 exons. Gene Ontology annotation, cellular component: endoplasmic reticulum. Bases 390 to 2537 code for a protein of 715 amino acids. NCBI's taxonomy places the organism in Eukaryota, Metazoa, Arthropoda, Insecta, Coleoptera, Nitidulidae.
AGGGUAGAAAAUAUAGUUCAAAUCAGUCACCAACAAUAAAUCAUGUACUGUCAAAUAGUAAAAAAUAUUGAGUAGUGCUAUGUAAUAUAAAUUAACAUGUGGGAUACAGCAACACUAAAUAAACACGCGUAAUCACUGCAAAUAUCCGGAUAGGUUUCAAAUAUUGAUAAAAACACUGCUAUUGAAUUAACGCGUACACUUAAAACCUCUUCGAGUUUCAUUUAAUAGUGCUUCCAACUAAUCAUUUAUGAAUCAUUUUAUGGUAUGAAGAUUGGUUUAUUGUUUUUUAUCAUUUCGUUUACAUUAAGUGUCGUGGUUAAUAUUUAUUACUUUUAAUCCGUAUUUCAUGUGACACGAAUUAAUAAAUUGUCGUAGCGUCGGUGUCUUCAAUGGUUUACUUUCGAUCAUCAUUUGCAAAGGCCAAGCCUCAACAUGGCUUUUUAACGAUUGCCAAAUUGGCUACUUUGAGAUUUAUUUUAUUUCCGUAUUACGCCAAGUGGUGGUUGCAACACACUUCUAAGAAUGUUUUUAUUCUUAUAUUAAUAUUAUAUGCGACUCAAAUUAUAAAUGUUACUGUAUAUAGUUUCUAUAAUUAUUCAUCAGAAGCACAGAACCUGUCAUGUAUGGAAUUUGUGGUGCCUUUCAUUAUGAUGUGGAUACUGAGUUUGAUUCACUCACAAAUUGUGGCCACUCAUCAUGGGGUCGACACAAUGUUAAACGACGGCACUAAAUCAAGGCAGUUUAGACGUAGACGUAAUCAGUUUAGAGUUCAACGUAGCAAGGAAAAACUUGUUGAAACCAGAUGCGACAGUGCUAGCUCUGUUAAAAGUAAAAAACUUAAAUUUAAUGACGUAGUUCGUGUUGAUAACGCUGAACAAAGAAAUAGAUCUCAAUUGAACCUAGUCCUUAACGCUCACCAUGAUGAUGAUGGGUUCGAAAGCCUUAACGGCAACGGUUCGAGGACCAGUGAAGAGGAAGUAGUUCCUGCAUUUUCUUUAGUACAAAACCUUACAGAUAAGACUAAAGCAGAAAGUGAUAAAGAUGUUGAUAAUGAUGAGGUCGCGUCUAAUUGCAGCUCGAGAAACAAAUGUGCGACCUGGAUCAAAAGUCAGCUAAAUGACACACCCUUUAGGAGAGUUGCCAACACUGACUCCGAAAGCGAUAAGGAAUCAGAUUGCAAACAACCAAUGCAAGGCAAGAGACGCAAUUCCCGUAUUCCUACAAUAAAUGUGCACCACACCUGCGACACUGAGGAUGAGGUGCUCUCGUCCCCCGACCUUGUCCACGGGGAUUUGAUGCACGAGGAUCUGUUAUCGUCGGCCAACGAGUGGACUACCGGUAUUACCACAAAUAGCGAGGACUGUAGCAUCACGGACACAGAUACGGACGAUGUGGCGGAUGUCCAGGGUUCUGAAUACAUGUCCAUGGAGUACGACAACGAUUUGGCUCCAACUGGAAUUUUAAACUCUUCAGCCGUUAAAGUUAGUUGUAUUUUAUGGGAACGAAAUGAAAUCAACAAGGCAGAUCUCUCCAUGCUUGAUAUUAGCUCCGCAAUUAUUGGACGGGUACACGCCAUGCCAGAACGGAUGGAUUAUUUUUAUGUUGGAAUGGUAAUCUCCACAAUUUUGGCAUUCCUUCCAGUAAUUUGUUUCUUCUGCAAUUGUAAUGAAAUCCCAACUACUACAUCAAACCAAUAUUUAGUCACAGACUUGUGGAAGAACGUCUCCUCUCAAGUGCCCAUUUUCACGGGCUUAGAUUGGUAUAAAAGUAUAAGUGCGGAAAUGUUAAGCAGUUUAUUUGAAUUCGCUUUUGGAAUAUCAUUAUUUGAGAAGAGUAUAUUGAUAAUUGCCAUGCUCCAGAGGUUAAUACUAGGCGCUUUAAGUUUUUUUCUGUUGUCUGUGGCAGAGCGGACGUUCAAGCAGCGGUUUCUCUACGCCAAAUUGUUUUCUCAUCUAACUUCAUCUCGCAGGGCUAGAAAAUCUGAAUUACCCCAUUUUAGAUUGAAUAAAGUGCGGAAUAUUAAAACUUGGCUGUCGGUGAGGUCGUAUCUGAAAAGAAGAGGCCCUCAAAGGUCAGUAGAUGUGAUAGUAUCAACAUCCUUUGCCGUAUGUCUGCUGCUGUUGAUCUUUCUUUGUUUUGAAUUAUUAAAGGAAACAAUAAACUUCUCUCAAUAUUACCUAGAAGCUCUCAUUUGGUGUCUUGGAUUAGGAAUAUUUCUUCUUCGCUUCAUGACACUUGGAACAAAAAUAAAUAAGAAGUAUAGAAAUCUUUCAGUUCUCAUAACAGAACAAAUCAAUUUGCACUUGCAAAUUGAACAAAAACCGCAUAAAAAAGAAGAAUUAAAUGUUGCUAACAAUGUCUUAAAAUUAGCAAUAGAUCUACUUAAGGAACUGGAAAGUCCAUUUAAAAUAUCGGGAUUAUCUGCUAAUCCAAUAUUGUAUAACGUGACAAAGUUGAUAAUAUUAUCUGCUUUAUCUGGUGUACUAUCAGAAAUGCUGGGUUUCAAAUUGAAGCUUCAUAAAAUAAAAUUAAAGUAAUUUGUUGAUAAGUGAUAUUAGAUUAUAGAUAAUUGUGAUUAAUUAGAUCUGGGGAUUAUAAUCUUCCUAAACUGAAAUCAUUUUUAAUAUGUUAUUUUAAUUAUUUUAAAAUAUAUAGACAUUUAUGUGGACACUA